AUGCCUGAUCCACUUGAUAGUGUUACCGCUAGAAUCGUUACUAGAAUCGAAGCUGUACUCCACCUUGGUAGCACAGUCCAUCAAUAUCUAAGUAAUAUCAAAGACCCAAUCACAGAUCACAACAAUAUCAUCAACGAGAUCAACUCUAUAUAUGAAAUCCUUUCUACUUUACAAGCUAAUAUACAAAACAAUUCAAUCAAUAAUGAAGAUUGGUCAACAAUUUCUCAAAGACUUGAAGGCUUCGAUAGCCCAUUAAACCUCUUAAAGACAGCACUCCAGGAAUUAACUACGAAAUUCGAGGAUACAGCUUCUACCAUAGAUGUUAGGGUUCUUCCAUUGGAUUUCAAGCAGAAUGAAGCAGAGGAACUCUUCCGAUUUGUUACAAAGCAGAGAUCCUUACUAUCUUUGGCUUUGAGGAAUAACUAUAUUGCACCUUCGACGGAUAUCCACGAUAAUACACUCCCUAUUCGUGAUAUCGAGAAUACAAACCUUCAUAAACGAUAUUAUACAAAUCAUGAUACAACUUUCAACUCGCAGUAUCAAGAUGAUAAAUCCCGAUAUCUACCUGAAACACAGUCUAAACGACAGAGAAUUAAUCGACAAGGCAAUUUUACAAACGCGGGCGGAUCACAAUUCAUUGCAUCAAACCUUAAUUCUGGAGGAGGGUCUAUUAAUAUCAAUACUCACACCUUGGAAAACCGCUGCCUAAUCGACCUACGAACCACCGAUCCACGAUUGGACAAGAGACGUAUCGAAGAGACUAAAGGAGGACUACUUGAUAAUGUAUAUAAUUGGAUUUUCGAUAAUAGUGAUUUUCAACAAUGGCACUUUAACCGAGAUAAUCGCCUACUUUGGAUUAAAGGAGAUCCUGGUAAGGGCAAGACCAUGUUGCUCUGUGCACUCUCUGAUAUUUUGAAGGAUAUCUUGCAUGAUAAGAAUUUGAAGCCGACGAUCUUGAUUAUUGAUGCGCUUGACGAAUGCCAAAAAGACCUGCCACAAUUACUUCGCCUAAUUGUUUCGGGCUCAUCCAUUUCUUCUCGUGUUAAAUGGCUUGUCUCAAGUCGGAACUGGCCCGAAAUCGAAGAGCAGUUACAACAGAUCGAGCAGGAAACCCGGCUCAGUCUCGAGUUGAAUGCUGAAUCAGUAUCUGCUGCUGUCAGGUGGUAUAUCCGAGAGAAGCCCGAUCCCGAUACAUUAGCUUCUAUACGGUAUUCCUGUAUUUACUGGAUUAACCAUUUAAGAGAUGGAGAUCCUGAACAAAACAGAGAACACAUUCAAGAUAACGGCAAUAUUUAUGAAUUCCUGAAAAAUCAUUUGCUACAUUGGCUGGAGGUUAUGAGCUUGAUGGAGAAAACUUCAGAGGGCAUCAACGCAAUAAGUUCUUUAGAAUCAUAUGUUUCCAAGAUUAAAGAUUCUGAACUUUAUACCUUUAUAUAUGAUGCUAAACGAUUCUUGCUACACAACCGAGUAGGUAUUGAACAGGCGCCUCUUCAAAUAUAUUGCUCAGCCCUUUUCUUUGCUCCAGAGAAUAGUAUUAUUCGAAAAACAUUUCAAAAAUGUAUCCCGAGUUGGAUUUAUAAAAUGUCAAGGACACGAUCAAAUUGGAGUGCCGCCCUCCAAACGCUCGAGGGUCAUUCGAGUUUGGUUUAUUCAGUUGCCUUCUCACCAGAUGGUACAAAAGUAGCUUCGGGCUCUGAAGAUAAAACAAUCCGGCUUUGGGAUGCGAUGACGGGCGAAUCGCUUCAAACGCUCGAGGGUCAUUCGAGUUUGGUUUAUUCAGUUGCCUUCUCACCAGAUGGUACAAAAGUAGCUUCGGGCUCUGAAGAUAAAACAAUCCGGCUUUGGGAUGCGAUGACGGGCGAAUCGCUUCAAACGCUCGAGGGUCAUUCGCAUUGGGUUAACUCAGUUGCCUUCUCACCAGAUGGUACAAAAGUAGCUUCGGGCUCUGAAGAUAAUACAAUCCGGCUUUGGGAUGCGAUGACGGGCGAAUCGCUUCAAACGCUCGAGGGUCAUUCGAGUUGGGUUUCUUCAGUUGCCUUCUCACCAGAUGGUACAAAAGUAGCUUCGGGCUCUCGCGAUAAUACAAUCCGGCUUUGGGAUGCGAUGACGGGCGAAUCGCUUCAAACGCUCGAGGGUCAUUCGAGUUUGGUUUAUUCAGUUGCCUUCUCACCAGAUGGUACAAAAGUAGCUUCGGGCUCUGGCGAUAAUACAAUCCGGCUUUGGGAUGCGAUGACGGGCGAAUCGCUUCAAACGCUCGAGGGUCAUUCGAGUUUGGUUUCUUCAGUUGCCUUCUCACCAGAUGAAUUAAAGGUCUGGAAGCAUAAAGAGAAAGAUGUAAAUUCGAUUCUGUUCCCAGCUUUAUCUCAUAUACUUCUCAAGAAACCCAACAAUUAUGGAUCUUCUCUCAAAAGCAACCGUGUUUUAUCCUGA
Sclerotinia sclerotiorum 1980 UF-70 is the source of this 2430-nucleotide messenger RNA. RefSeq lists its product as hypothetical. Gene Ontology annotation, molecular function: protein binding. The coding region runs from base 1 to 2430 and encodes 809 amino acids. The record is from RefSeq and is a predicted model, not a curated record. Lineage: Eukaryota; Fungi; Ascomycota; Leotiomycetes; Helotiales; Sclerotiniaceae. The transcript has 7 exons.